CUCGUGAUACAUUCGCGAUUCGAGCUAAGCUGGGAAGGCACCGACGGGAUCGGGGCGUACGGAGACCUUGGAAACUCUCAUCUUUCUCCUCCCCCUGCUCGAGGAAGGUUUGGAUAACUAAGAUUUACAUCAGAAAGGAAAAAUGCUUGCUGUGCCAUACCAAGGAGACAAUGCGCUGUCCUUUCCCAGACCGAGGCCAGGCUCUGAGCUCGCGGUCCAUGCCCCAUUUCCCGCCGGAAAGCUUCGCACCUCUAGCCUUGAAUCACCCAUCAUGCUUCUAACCGGCCACCAGAGCGCCAUCUACACGAUGAAGUUCAACCCAGCUGGGACUGUUGUCGCCUCCGGCUCCCACGACAAGGACAUCUUCUUAUGGUUUGUUCACAGCGACUGCAAGAACUUCAUGGUUCUACAUGGCCACAAAAAUGCGGUUCUAGAUCUCCAUUGGACUUCCGAUGGGUCUCAAAUAAUCUCCGCAAGCCCCCAAGACGCUUCUGACAAGACGCUUCGGGCUUGGGACGUCGAGACCGGAAAGCAGGUGAAGAAGAUGGCAGAACACUCCUCAUUUGUCAACUCGUGCUGUCCAUCCCGCCGGGGACCGCCGCUGGUCGUCAGCGGCUCGGACGGCACAGCAAAACUGUGGGAUCUCCGGCAGCGCGGCGCCGUGCAGACAUUCCCGGACAAGUAUCAAAUCACGGCAGUCAGCUUUUCCGAUGCAUCGGACAAGAUAUUCUCCGGCGGGCUGGACAACGAUGUGAAGGUGUGGGAUCUGCGGCGAAACGAGGUCACCAUGACUCUCCAAGGACACGGCGAUAUGAUCACCGGCAUGCAGCUGAGCCCCGAUGGCUCCUACCUCCUAACCAAUGGAAUGGAUUGCACUCUGAGGAUAUGGGACAUGAGGCCAUAUGCUCCGCAGAAUAGAUGCGUGAAGAUAUUUUCCGGCCACCAGCACAACUUUGAGAAGAACCUCCUCAAGUGUGCGUGGUCGCCGGAUGGGAGCAAGGUGACCGCCGGCAGCUCCGACCGGAUGGUGUACAUCUGGGAUACUACAUCAAGGAGGAUACUGUAUAAGCUUCCAGGUCAUAAUGGAUCGGUGAAUGAGACGGCAUUCCACCCCACUGAACCUAUCAUUGGAUCUUGCAGCAGCGACAAGCAGAUUUACCUGGGGGAGAUUUGAAGGAACGGCUGUUUCCAAGGUUGAUGAGGUAAAUCUAAAAAUUUUAUUUGCCAGGAAAGUUUAAUAUUGAUAAUUUUAGUUGUUUAGUGGCAGACCUGCAAUUUUAUUUCUAGCUUGAGUGUUUAGGCUUUGUAUGAAAAAUUAUUACAGCAGCAAUCUGACCAAACUUGACCACAGUUAGUCUCUCCUGAAACUACUUGAAUUAUCCAAGCUUUGA
This is a messenger RNA of Phalaenopsis equestris, 1391 nucleotides long. RefSeq names its product U5 small nuclear ribonucleoprotein 40 kDa protein. NCBI's taxonomy places the organism in Eukaryota, Viridiplantae, Streptophyta, Magnoliopsida, Asparagales, Orchidaceae. Gene Ontology annotation, cellular component: catalytic step 2 spliceosome. Gene Ontology annotation, molecular function: protein binding; RNA binding. The record is from RefSeq and is a predicted model, not a curated record.